AUGGAUCCUGAAGAUGAUUAAGAAAUUAUUGAUUCUAUUGUGAAUGGUAUUAUUAUAUCUUAUUGUUCAGCUUUAGAAAGUGAUGAUGAAAGAUCGUUUUCACCUUCUUAAACUAGAUCGGAUACCAAUAGAACUUAUUCUCCUUAAAUUAAGAGAUUCUAAUAACCUUAGUAUUAAAUAUUCACAUAAAUAGAUAUUCAAUUAAGAAAAUUCAAAGUCCAAUUAUAGGCUUUAAAUUAGAUUGUUGGACAAUUCAACCAUUCACCUUGGAUGAUGACUUAUAUUUAGAUGGAGAUUUAGUAUGCAUUAUAUUUUUAUAUAGAUUCUUAAAUGUAAGGAUUAAACUAACAGCAGGAAAAUCUAAGGUCUAUUUGAAAAAGGAAAUGAUGAACAAAGAGAAUUUAUAUUUUAAAAAUUAUUACCCGGAAUUGUUUCACUUGCUAAUGAUAUUUUUGGAAACUAUGUUGUUCAAAGAAUUUUAGAAUAAGGUAAUUAGUUAUAAAGAGAAUUGAUUUUUGAACACUUAUCAUAGUAAAUACUAGUUUUAUGUUAUAAUACUUAUGGAUGUAGAGUAGCUUAAAAAUUGAUAGAAAUUUCUUAUAAUACUUUUAAGUUUGAUUAGAUAUUUAAUAUUUUAUCAUCUGAAAUCAGGAAUUUAGUACUUGAUACUAAUGGCAAUCAUGUGAUUCAAAAAAUUGCUGAAUUGGUAAAAUUUUAGAAAAGUGAAUGGUUGAUUGAAGGUGUUUUGGGAUAGAUUUAAAAACUAUCAAAUGAUUCUCAUGGAUGCAGAUUAAUCUAAUAGAUAUUGGAAUUAUCUUCCAUUUCAUAAGUAAUGAUAUAGAUUAACAAAAAAGUUAAAUGAUAUUUAUAAGGAAUUAUUAUUCAUAUAAGAUGAAUUAUGCUUUUCAUAAUAUGGGAACUAUAUCAUUUAAAUAUUGUUACUUAGAGGACCAACUGAUGUUAUUUAUAAAAUUUAAAAUGCUAUUAUUAAGAAUUUGGAGAAAUUAAGUUGUGAUAAAUUUGGAAGGUAUUCUAUAAUAUUUAAAUAGUAAUGUUGUUGAUAAAAGUGUAAAUAUUUCAGUUUAUAUGAGAAAAGAAAUAUUAAAAGUAUUCAUUCAUAAUAUGAAUGUCUUUUAUAAAUUAUCUAAUAAUUGUUAUGGUAAUUAUGUAAUAUAGAAUUUCUGUAAAUAACUUGAAUAUAAUUAAUUAAUAAAAUUAUCAUAUGAUUCAAGUUAAUUUAAUACUUAAUUUGGUUAACAUGUAUAUUAAACCUUAUAAAAAUUGAAAAAUUGA
This is a messenger RNA of Paramecium primaurelia, 1293 nucleotides long. The record is from the annotation of a GenBank genome assembly. NCBI's taxonomy places the organism in Eukaryota, Ciliophora, Oligohymenophorea, Peniculida, Parameciidae.